Molecule: messenger RNA, 1345 nt
Organism: Ornithorhynchus anatinus (platypus)
Lineage: Eukaryota; Metazoa; Chordata; Mammalia; Monotremata; Ornithorhynchidae
Gene: MTX1
Product: metaxin 1
Exons: 8
Coding region: 327-1277 (316 amino acids)
Biological process (GO): mitochondrion organization
Cellular component (GO): SAM complex
Source: RefSeq, a predicted model, not a curated record
UGAGCCCUCUCCCCUUGGCUCCGCCCCCGCGUGAUCACGCCCCAUCACCACCCCCUAGUAGCCACGCCCCUCUCGCCUCUCCUCCAAUAAUCACUCUCCUUUUGACCACGCCCCCACGUGACCACGCCCCUCCCGUCUCUCCACCAAUGAUCAAACUCCGCUUUGACUCCGCCCCCACGUGACCACGCCCCUCCCGUCUCUCCACCAAUGAUCACUCUCCCCUUGGACUCCGCCCCCUCAAUGAUCGCUCCUCUCCCCGGCCCCGCCCCCUCGUGUCCCCGCCCCUUCCGGUCCCGGGGAGGCGCUUCCGGGUGAGAGGGGAGAAGAUGUCUGCGCCCAUGGAGUUGUACUGCUGGCCCGGGGGCUGGGGGUUGCCCUCUGUGGACCUGGACAGCCUGGCCGUGCUGACCUACGCCCGUUUCACCGGGGCGCCCCUCAAGGUGCACAAGAUUGCCAACCCCUGGAGGAGCCCGUCAGGCACCCUGCCCGCCCUGAAGACCGGCGACUCCGGCGUCAUCUCCCGGCCGCACGGCAUCAUCACGCACCUGCGCAGACAGAAAUACAACGCCGACUACGACCUGUCGGCCCGGCAGGGAGCGGACACCCUGGCCUUCGUGUCCCUGCUGGAGGAGAAGCUGCUCCCCGUGCUGCUGCACACGUUCUGGGCGGACGGCCGGAACUACGUGGAGCUGACCCGGCCGUGGUACGCGGGGGCCGCCCCCUUCCCCCUCAACCUCUUCCUGCCCGGGCGGCUGCAGCGACGGAACCUCCGACGGCUCCAGGGGCUCCGCGGGGAGCGGGACGGCCGGGACGAGGAGGAGCCGGAGAAGGAGCUGUACCGGGAAGCCCGCGAGUGUCUGACGCUCCUGUCCCAGAGGCUCGGCCGCCGGCAGUUCUUCUUUGGAGACUCGCCGGCCUCCCUGGACGCCUUCGUGUUCAGCCACGUGGCGCUGCUGCUGCACGUCCAGCUGCCCAGCGGGAAACUGCAGGCCCACGUGAGGACCCUGACCAACCUGACCGCCUUCUGCACCCGCAUCCUGCGCCUCUACUUCGCCCGGGACCCAGGGGAGUUCCAGCCGGCGGCCCCCGCGGCCCCCUCGGGCGGGGAAGAGCCGCCGUUCGGCCGGCGGGGGCAGGUGCUGGCGGCGCUGGUGGGCCUGGCGGCCAUGGCGGGCUACGCGCUGCUCAGCGGCAUCGUCUCCGUCCGACGGGCGGCGCCCGCCCGGGCCCCCGGCCCCCGCCCCCUCGCCCUGGCGGACGACGAGGACGAGGACUGAGCGGCGCCGGGACCCCCGCGGGGCUCCGCGUCCGCCCCGGCGGGAAUAAAGCCGCUUUUGCUAUCCCG